This is a messenger RNA of Diorhabda sublineata, 1060 nucleotides long. Its product is annotated as mitochondrial import receptor subunit TOM20 homolog. The coding region runs from base 379 to 849 and encodes 156 amino acids. The record is from RefSeq and is a predicted model, not a curated record. Gene Ontology annotation, molecular function: transmembrane protein transporter activity. Gene Ontology annotation, cellular component: mitochondrial outer membrane; mitochondrial outer membrane translocase complex. The transcript is spliced from 2 exons. Gene Ontology annotation, biological process: tRNA import into mitochondrion; protein import into mitochondrial matrix; protein targeting. NCBI's taxonomy places the organism in Eukaryota, Metazoa, Arthropoda, Insecta, Coleoptera, Chrysomelidae.
ACAGGGGAAUAAUUUGUUAAGAAGCAUUCAUAUUUUUCUUUACCAGUACUAUAUGAUGUGAAAUUAAUGACAUCACACUAUUAUUAAUAUUAAAUAUAACUGAAAUAUUUUCUAAUAAAUCAAUCAUAUGAAAUUAUAUUCACUUGGUAUUUUCCGCUAUAUUCUUAUUUUCAACUGUAGAAUCUUUUUUAAGAAAUACGUAUAAAAUAUAGUAAUUUUAAAAAGUGUGAACGCGAAAAAUAGAAUAAUGUCAAUGUCAUAAAUCAAUAAUUGCGCCACCUUUUGUUGAAAUUAACUUUCUUUUUUUUUUCUCGUACUGGAGUGAUGGAUGCUGGUAUUUGAGUGAAGUAUAUAAGGAAUUUUGAAAAUUAACUGGAAAUGGUAUCGCCAAAAGCUGUUUUAGGUAUAUGUGCCGGGGUGUCAGCCACUUUAUUUUUAGGAUAUUGCAUAUAUUUCGACAACCAAAGACACAGUGAUCCCGAUUUUAAAAAGAAAUUGCGACAAAGAAGACGAAAUAGAAGAGCUGCAGCUGCAUCGGCCGGAAAAAGAACAAACACAGUAUUUCCUGAUUUAAAAGAUCAUGAAGCAGUACAAAGAUUCUUCUUACAAGAGAUCCAACUUGGCGAAGAGUUGCUCGCGGCAGGUGACCUUGAAAACGGAGUCGACCAUCUUGGCAAUGCAGUAGCCGUUUGCGGACAACCGAACGAUCUUUUACAAGUCUUGCAACAAACGCUACAACCUAAUGUGUUCCACUUACUCGUCAAAAGACUGCCGACUGUAGCACCACGUUUAAUGAAGGCACAAAGUAGUACUCCGAGCGCAUCUUUGCAGGAAGAUGAUGUGGAGUGAUAUGAAUGCCUUUUGCGCUCUAGUCUCGUCGUUAGAAUCGUUAUAGCUCUGUGUCACUUUCCAUUGUUGCAGAAUGCAGUAAUAUACUGGUUUAUGUGAGCAAUACUUUAAUUUUCACGUUUUAUAUCUGAGGUAUCCUUGGACAAAUAUUUAAAAUCAAAGUGGAUUAAUUUAUUAUACUUAGUUGGCAAAUAUAAAGUAUAUUUCUGGA